This is a messenger RNA of Gamsiella multidivaricata, 857 nucleotides long. RefSeq lists its product as uncharacterized. Bases 51 to 827 code for a protein of 258 amino acids. Lineage: Eukaryota; Fungi; Mortierellomycota; Mortierellomycetes; Mortierellales; Mortierellaceae. The record is from RefSeq and is a predicted model, not a curated record. The transcript has a single exon.
CUUGUUCUCAACACCACUUACUCGUCCUUUCACCAGCCAUUUUUAACAUUAUGUCCCACACACAAGUCCAGCAUGCUGUCCCUCAGGACAUGGUCGGCAAGGUCGCGUUUAUCACCGCUUCGGCCAAGAACAUGGGUAAGCACUUUGCUCUGGCGCUCGCCAGACGCGGUUGCGACAUUGUGAUCCACCACCGCAAGGAUGCCGCCGAGGCCGAGAGAACCGCUCUAGAGAUUCAGGCCCUGGGUCACAGGACGCUCAUUGUUCAGAGUGAGCUCACGUCGGUCUCUGUGAUCGAGCAGAUCUUUGCCCAGAUUCUGGCAUCGUUUGGUCGCGUCGAUAUUGUGAUCAACAAUGCAGGAGUCGUCCUCAAGAAGCCCAUAUCCCAGACUUCCGAAGCCGAGUAUGACCAAUUGUUCAACAUCAACGCGAAGGUGCCGUUCUUUAUCAUGAAGGAGUGUGCCAAGCACAUGUCUGACUAUGGUCGCGUCAUCAAUAUCGGUACGACGCUGCUGGCAAUCACGACGGCGGAGUAUUCGGCCUACGCAGGAUCCAAGGCUCCACUCGAGGAUUUCACGCGAGCGUUGGCGAAGGAGGUCGGAGGCCGUGGUAUUACGGUGAACACGAUCGCGCCUGGUCCGGUUGACACGCCGUUCUUCCAUGGACAGGAGACGAAGGAAUCGACAGCGUUCUUUUCAUCGUUGUCGGUUGCAGGUCGUUUGGGAGAGGUGAAGGAUAUUGUGCCUGUGGUUGAGUUUAUUGCUUCACCCGGAUCACAAUGGGUCACGGCGCAGACGAUCUUUGUCAACGGUGGAGUCAUCUCUCGCUAAGAACAAGAAGAAGAAGAGGAGGAGGAGGAG